AUGGCUGAAUACGCUGCAAAUAUUGCGGCCUUGAUACAGAUCUCUGACGGCAUAAUACGGGCGUGCCGUCACUUCAUCCAUGCCACAAAGGACGCUCCCCGAGACAUGAUUAUUAUCUCAGGAGAAGUCACGUCGUUGAGGGCCAUCUUGCUCUGCCUCAGCGACACACAUCUGAAUCCAAAGACUGCAGGCGCCGUUCCGUCGCUUUUUGCCAUGGAUGGUCCUCCUUUAAUAUAUAGUAGGGAGGCUUCUAGAAAGUAUAGACUUUUAAUCUUAUAG
This is a messenger RNA of Beauveria bassiana ARSEF 2860, 279 nucleotides long. RefSeq lists its product as uncharacterized. Lineage: Eukaryota; Fungi; Ascomycota; Sordariomycetes; Hypocreales; Cordycipitaceae. The record is from RefSeq and is a predicted model, not a curated record. The transcript has 4 exons. Bases 1 to 279 code for a protein of 92 amino acids.